AUGACCAUUUCAUCUAGCUCGGGUAGCUCAGUUGGUUAGAGCGUGGGUCUAAUAAACCCAAGGUCGAGGGUUCAAGCCCCUCCCGGAGCAAUAAAAGUUGGCAAGAGAAAGAAAGGAUUUAUUUCAGUCGGCUCGGGUAGCUCAGUUGGUUAGAGCGUGGGUCUAAUAAACCCAAGGUCGAGGGUUCAAGCCCCUCCCGGAGCAGUUUUUUUUACUCUGCUAAAUAAAUGA
Tetrahymena thermophila SB210 is the source of this 231-nucleotide messenger RNA. RefSeq lists its product as hypothetical. The record is from RefSeq and is a predicted model, not a curated record. The transcript is spliced from 2 exons. NCBI's taxonomy places the organism in Eukaryota, Ciliophora, Oligohymenophorea, Hymenostomatida, Tetrahymenidae.